Symbiodinium necroappetens is the source of this 2103-nucleotide messenger RNA. Lineage: Eukaryota; Dinophyceae; Suessiales; Symbiodiniaceae. The record is from the annotation of a GenBank genome assembly.
AUGAAGAUCAGAUGGAUAGACGAGCAUGGAGAGGAGCAGAUGUGGAACUCCUGGGAAGAUGCCCUCUGCGGCCGCUUCGGGGCCACAAAGGUUCUUCCGUCCAGCAGUACAGGGAUUCAGGUCCGCUUCCGGUCUCAACCAGGCGGCCGCAAGGUGCACGGAGUCGACAGGAAAAGCCGGUCUGCAUGGACUCGGCGUGGAGAGGAGGUCAUCGAGCUUCGCCCCGAUGCCUGGGACGAGGUCGGCGGCAGAGGAGUAGAUGCCUGGUUCGAGAUCCACGGACCCAUCACGCACUGUCAUGUCUGGCGAGCCUGGAAUUCUUGUAACGAAGGGAGGCCGGACGAGUGGGAGUGGUGGCCGGACUUCCCUGAAGAUCGCCGAGCUCCUCCGCCGGCCACGCUGCAGGCAGCAGACGCUGCUGCACCGUGGCCAGGAAACUGUGAGAUGUCGCCAGCAUCCUCUUCUUCCGAUGAAGCCACCUGCACCAGCGCCGUCACUGGCGCCAUGUCAAGGCUCGUAGCCGCUGCUGCCGUUCUUCUCGCCGUGCGUCGGAAAACUCUGAAGACGCUGGAGGAACUCAACAAGCAAAUUACCAAACAGUGCCUCCAGGUCAACUCGGGAAACACAGCAGCAGCCGGCCUGGCAGUUGCGUCCUUUGGAUCUCUCUUCGUCGCACCACCUUUGGCCAUCGCCUUCGGUGCGGGAAGCGCUGUCACAGGCGUCGGGAGCAGUACACAGGAUGCCGUGGUGGAAGCUGAGAAGGGGAGGAACCUAGCAAAACUCAUGGAGAUCGACCUGAGCGAGCAGCUCGGUUUUGAGUCCGUCGAGUCCGAGCUCCGCUGCGCACUGAGCUCCGCUGCUUCGCACCACCGCUCCUCGCCGCGGCGACAUGCCGGCCGCGCGUUGGCCGUGUACACCCAGACUGCGAACUUGAUGCUCGUUCGGUCGGCCAAGUAUGUCACCCUCACCCAGGCAGGCACGGAAACAAUGCUGAUCGCUGGCCGUGUCCUCGGCGGCUUGGGUGCUGGGCUUGCCGUGGGCGUGGCUGUGCACGGAUGGUCCACCACAAAACCUAUGCAGAAGUUGGUGCAGGAGAAGAUUGCUGAAGUCGAGCGCUCGAUAGAGUACUUGGACGGGGUGCAUCAGCGUAUUUCCGGCGCCCUGCGCUGCCCGUGUUGCGAGGAGCCAUUGGGGCUGGGCGCAACGUCCACGCUGCGACGAUGUCCGCAGUUCCACUGUUUUCACGCUGCGUGCGUCGGGGAGGAUGGCAGUUGUCCGGUGUGUGCGAAAUCCGUGAGUGAUUUGCGGGCUGCUGACCAACUCCCAGCGCUGCUCGGUCUCGUGGGCCUGCGUGACCUCUGCACCCUGACUGUGGAUUCUCUGACGCCACAGAUCCGGAAAGGCGCCGAGCUCGUACAGCGCCUGGGUGGGCGUGUGGACGAAGUCCGGCGGUUGAUCUCCGGAGUACAGAAGGAUGCAGACGACGAGAAGUGUCCGGGCGAGGAGACUCCCACUAGCCGCCAGCGUUGGGAGCAGGCCCUACAUGAGGAUGCCGAGACCCAUGAGGCCUGGCAGGAGUUCCUCGCUUCACGUGACCUCGCCGAGCUGGAGACGGAGGAGCUGGAGGGACUGCUCUCAGGCCGGCGGGGGAUGCCCCUGAAGUAUCGACAUCUGCUUUGGCCGAAGCUUCUGCCCCUCAGCAGUGGCGAUUACGAGGCGCUAACAGAGGCUGAGCUGCCGCAGAAGGUGUUGGAUCAGAUCAAUGCCGAUGUACCGCGCACGAGGCGUGACCUGGUCGCUCCAGAGCGCCGCGAAGCACUGCGCCGGGUGCUGCACGCAACAGCCGCGAAGCGGCCUCACGUCGGCUAUGCCCAGGGCAUGAAUCAGCUUGCUGCAGUGCUGCUGAAGCUUGGAUUCGACGAAGAGACCUGCUGCUGGAUAGUGGAUGCCAUCAUCGAGGAGAUGCCAAAGUGUCGUGUAGACCAUGUAGACCAUGACAUGUCCCAAACAGUGGUUGCUUGCUUUUCUCUAAACCAACUCUUCAACCAGUGGCCCUUCGAAAUCUUAGAUAAUCUUAGCGAGGUGAACAUUUGCUGUUCUUGA